AUCAACUAGAUAAUAAACUGAUAGUCAGAGAGAUAGGUCUAACAUCGACUCGUCUAGAAAUAGCAUAAGAAUUAACCAGUUGAAUACCAGAUUACACACAAAGAUCGUAAAUUACCAACAGAAAGGAAACAUCAGUUAUUACAACAAAUGGCUGCAAAUCCAUCACCAGCAACGGUAACAGGUGUAGGUCAUCGACUAACACGGCUAAAUUUGGCUUGUCAACCAAGUUCCUCGGAUAUCAAACCAACAACAAUGAUGACAUCAACCAUAGAUACAGCUUCAACAACAUCCACCUGCUCAGCAUCAGUAAUAUCCAUCAGAGCCAAUAAUAUCAUUGCCCAAACUAAUCCAUCAGUGAAAUAUUUUCGAAUACUAGAUGCUGAUCCAUACGAUAAACAAUCCAACCCAAAUGGCAUCAUAAAUCUUGGUACAGCCGAGAAUAAACUCUGUGCUGACAUUUUAUCUAAAAAGUUGGCUGAAUUCCAACACAAACCAGAAGAAGAGUCGUUGAAUUAUUAUCCAGCAUUAAAAGGUGCAUCAACAAUUAACCAGUUGAAUACCAGAUUACACACAAAGAUCGUAAAUUACCAACAGAAAGGAAACAUCAGUUAUUACAACAAAUGGCUGCAAAUCCAUCACCAGCAACGGUAACAGGUGUAGGUCAUCGACUAACACGGCUAAAUUUGGCUUGUCAACCAAGUUCCUCGGAUAUCAAACCAACAACAAUGAUGACAUCAACCAUAGAUACAGCUUCAACAACAUCCACCUGCUCAGCAUCAGUAAUAUCCAUCAGAGCCAAUAAUAUCAUUGCCCAAACUAAUCCAUCAGUGAAAUAUUUUCGAAUACUAGAUGCUGAUCCAUACGAUAAACAAUCCAACCCAAAUGGCAUCAUAAAUCUUGGUACAGCCGAGAAUAAACUCUGUGCUGACAUUUUAUCUAAAAAGUUGGCUGAAUUCCAACACAAACCAGAAGAAGAGUCGUUGAAUUAUUAUCCAGCAUUAAAAGGUGCAUCAACAUUUCGUUCAGCAGUUGCUAAAUUUGUAGAGCGUCAUUUUAAAUCUAAUCACCGCAUUGAUCCUGAAAAUUUGGUUGUUUUAUGUGGAACAACACCAGUUAUAGAAACUUUAUCUUUUGCUGUCGCUGAACACGGAGACUACUUCAUGAUACCAACACCCUAUUAUCAUAGAAUAUAUAAUGAUAUUAAUGAUCGUGCUGGUAUAAAUUCACUAGACGUUCCAUUAUAUGGAAUGCAAGGCGAUAUAAAAAAAGCAUAUGAUCUGACUGUGGCUGCGUUUGAGACAACUUAUAAAGAUGCAGUGACAAAGGGGUUAAAGGUUAAAGGUAUUAUUUUACUGAGUCCUCACAAUCCUACUGGUGAUAUUUAUACCAAGAAUCAACUGAUCGACAUUCUUAACUUCGCUAACAAGUACAAGUUACAUGUUAUAAUGGAUGAAAUCUAUGCCCUGUCUGUAUUUGACACAUAUAAAGAUAAGUUCACCAGUGUCCUACAACUAGACGUACCCGAUCCAGAUAGAGUUCAUGUCAUCUGGGGAUUCAGUAAGGAUUUCGGACUGUCAGGUUAUAGAGUAGGAUGUGUUUACUCGAGGAAUCAACAGGUUAUAAAAUAUUUUGAAACCGUAGCCAUUUUCUCUAUGCCGGCCGCUCCUAUAUUACAACGACUGGAAUAUUUAAUCUCAGACACAGAUUGGAUAGAGAAGGAAUAUUUACCAGUUUAUCAGAGAAGAUUAAGAGAAUCGUUUGAUAUUGUUAAACAACGUCUUGAGAAACAUGGUAUCAGAGUUUAUCCAUCACAAGCCAGCUUCUUUAUCUGGGCUGAUGUAACAAAGUAUUUGAAAGAAAGAAGUUAUAAAGCUGAAGAAGAAUUAUUAAAUAGGAUAUUACAAGCUAAAGUUUAUGUAAUGACGGGACAACAUAAUUUUAGCUGUGAACCAGGAUGGCUUCGAGUUAUAUUCUCGGUUAACAGAGAACAGUUAAAUAUUGGUCUGGACAGAAUAGAAUCUGUAUUGAUCAGCAUAGAAGAGGAACAGGCUUACAAACCAAAACAUAUUUCUCGUUUGUAAUAUAAAAUACUAAUGAUCUUUAUAAAUCCCUAUUCUUAUCUUACUAAUGUUCUCAAUCUACCCCCGUUUAUUGUGUUGCAAACUCGUUUGUAAUAUAAAAGAUUCAGUGUUCUUUAUUAAUCCAUAUUCCAUAUAUUAUUAAUGUUCUCAUCUUACCUCCCUUUAUUGGCCAUAUAUUGUAAACAUAACCGGGUCAAUAUAUUUUUAA
Molecule: messenger RNA, 2289 nt
Organism: Patella vulgata (common limpet)
Lineage: Eukaryota; Metazoa; Mollusca; Gastropoda; Patellidae
Product: 1-aminocyclopropane-1-carboxylate synthase-like protein 1
Exons: 14
Coding region: 621-2081 (486 amino acids)
Biological process (GO): biosynthetic process; amino acid metabolic process
Molecular function (GO): pyridoxal phosphate binding; transaminase activity
Source: RefSeq, a predicted model, not a curated record